AUGGUCAAACGAAAGAGAGCCGGUCUUGUAAAGCUUAACAAUCUGCCUAUGCUGCAGAAUCUCAUUCGCAGAGAUCCACCAUCAUAUCGCGAAGAAUUUAUUCUCCAAUACCGCCAUUAUGAGUCCCAGCGCGAUAUUUUCAUGUCGCAACCCGACGGCAGUGAAUGCGCAACUUUCAUCGAGUUGAUCGGGUUCAUGUCGAAUGUUUGCAGUUCAUUCCCGGACCUUACGCAGAAUUUUCCCAGUGAUCUCGCAGGGCUGCUCAUUAAGGGCCAUAAUGUGCUGAAUCCGGACUUGAGAGAGAAGCUUGUACAGAGUUUGGUUUUGUUGAGGAAUAAAGAUGUCAUCGCAUCGACUACGCUUCUGCAGACUUUGUUCCCGGUGUUGACUACUACUCAUUCGAAGGCCUUGAGGGCACAAAUUUAUACCACCAUUGUGUCGGAUAUGAGGAAUGCGAACUCGAAGGCAAAGAACCAUAAACUUAAUAAAACGGUGCAGACUGUUCUAUUUGGACUCGUAGAGGCAGGAAAGGAUGAUCGCAUGUCGACCCAGGGACUCUGGGCUGUCAAGUUGACGAGAGAGCUGUGGAAGCGCCGUGUAUGGGACGAUGCCAGAGCUGUUGAGAUCAUGAAGGAGGCUUCUUUGAGCACAAAUCCUAAAGUCAUGGGCGGGAGUGUCAGAUUCUUCCUCGGUGUCGACCAGGAAAUGGAGGAAGCAGAGGAGAGUGAUGAUGACAACGUUCCAGAUCUCGCUCAAGUGAAGCAUCAAGCGGGCAUUAACAAGAAGACAAAUAAGAAGAAAAGGAAGGUUGAUAAAGCUUAUGCGACGAUCAAGAAGAAAGAAAAGAAUAAAAAUAAACCUCAUCCAUUGAACUUCUCUGCCCUACACCUCCUCCAUGACCCACAAGGCUUCGCUGAAAACCUUUUCUCAAAGCACCUAUCUCGCUCUAGUGCGAAGCUUACUAUCGAGCAAAAACUCCUUGUGCUGCAGCUCUAUCUGAGCCCACGACAACAGGAUGUAACACAGUUCCUUGCAUGUACUGCACAAGCGUCUCACGACCUUGUGCCGCCAGAUGUCUUGGAGCCCAUUGUUAAGAAGAUUGCUGAUGAGUUUGUAUCCGAGGGUGUAGCAUCGGAGGUUGCGACUGCUGGUCUUAACGGUAUCCGUGAAAUCUGUGCCCGUGCCCCAUUAGCAAUGAAUGCAACACUUCUGCAAGAUUUGACAGAAUACAAGGGCUCUAAGGAUAAGGGUGUCAUGAUGGCUGCUAGAGGUCUUAUUGGACUAUAUCGCGAGAUUGCACCGGAGAUGCUGAAGAAGAAGGAUAGAGGAAAGACUGCAUCAAUGGGCAUGAAGGACCGAGAAACGCUCAGAUUUGGUGUUGAGAAAGAGGGUGAAAUCGAAGGCUUGGAACUACUCGAACAGUGGAAAGAAGAGCAGAGAGCUCUCAGGAGGGCAGAAAAGGGCCUCGCUAGCGAUGAUGAAGCAGAAGCAGAGGAGGAGGAAGAGGAAGAUGAAGAGGACAAUUGGGACCAGUGGGAGGUUGAGGAAGAAGACAGUGACGAUGACGGCACGGGCUGGAUCAACGUCGAUAGUGAUAAAGAGAUUGAGAUUAGCGAUUCAGAAGACGAGAGCGAGAAGAAGCCCCGCAAAAAGACAAAGAAAGCUGGUGAAGAAGGGGCGGAAGAGGGAGAGAAGGUAGAGGAGGGAGAGGGAGAGGGGAAAGAUUCUGAAACGCCUAAAGACCAGCCCAUCGAGGAAAAGGUCAAUGAACUGGAAAAGAAGCUUUCAAACCUUGCAACAACCCGCAUUCUUACCCCCGCCGACUUUGCAAAACUUGCCGAACUGCGUGCCCAAGCAGGUAUGGAUAAACUCCUCGGAAACGACAAAAAGAGCAAGCACGCAAGCCGUACAGGCAUUACCAACGAAGAUGCCGUCGAUGUACUCGAUAUUCAAGGCCCUGCGAAGCGUGGUAAAGCAGAUAAGGAAGCGCGUCUUGCAGCUGCUGCGGAGGGCAGAGAAGGCCGUGAAAAGUUUGGAUCGAAGAAGUCCAAACACAAUGAGAAGGAGCACAGUACGACGAACAAGGAGAAGGCGAGAAAGAAGAAUUUCUUGAUGACGGUGAGAAAGGCCAAAGGAAAGCAGAAGAGAAGUUUAGUGGAGAAACAGAGGGUGUUGAGGGCUCAUGUGGAGAAGCAGAAGAAGCAGAAGAGAAAGCAUUAG
Molecule: messenger RNA, 2220 nt
Organism: Morchella sextelata
Lineage: Eukaryota; Fungi; Ascomycota; Pezizomycetes; Pezizales; Morchellaceae
Exons: 5
Coding region: 1-2220 (739 amino acids)
Biological process (GO): ribosomal large subunit biogenesis; ribosomal large subunit export from nucleus
Cellular component (GO): nucleolus
Source: RefSeq, a predicted model, not a curated record